Cornus florida is the source of this 3145-nucleotide messenger RNA. RefSeq names its product U-box domain-containing protein 44-like. Bases 332 to 2779 code for a protein of 815 amino acids. The record is from RefSeq and is a predicted model, not a curated record. Gene Ontology annotation, molecular function: protein binding; ubiquitin-protein transferase activity. Gene Ontology annotation, biological process: protein ubiquitination. The transcript is spliced from 4 exons. NCBI's taxonomy places the organism in Eukaryota, Viridiplantae, Streptophyta, Magnoliopsida, Cornales, Cornaceae.
CUCUUUCACUCACUCUUAACCUUUCCUUCAAAAUGAUAUUUGUUGCGUUCCUCUUGUUGUUUUCUUCAACUCCUCACAUCCUUUUCCCCUGCUUAACAAAUAGGAAAAAAUUAAUAAUUUCAUUUUCCUUGCCCCUCUCUCUUCUUCCGAUUUCGAAGAAGAGGAAUUGAAAUGAAACCCUAAUUUCAAUAAACUGAUCACACUCUCCUCCUCCAUAGAAGAAAGUGAACUGUAUGUUGGGCUCUUCUUCGCUCCAGUCCAUCAUGAGUUUAUUCAAAUUUAGGGUUUCCAACCAGUGGUUCAAGAAUUAACACAAGGCAGUUUAGAUCUGAUGGCAGGAAGCUGGGAUGGAAGCUAUGACCCUGGUAGCCAGUCAGAUGAGAGCUCUCAAUUUGAGAGGCUACACAUAGAGCCUAUUUAUGAUGCAUUCAUAUGCCCUCUAACAAAACAAGUCAUGCACGAUCCAGUUACUUUGGAAAAUGGGCAAACUUUUGAGAGAGAAGCUAUUGAAAAGUGGUUCAGGGAAUGCAAGGAGAGUGGAAGAAAGCUGGUGUGCCCACUAACACUUAAAGAAUUAAGAAGCACAGAUUUGAAUCCGAGUUUAGCCCUCCGCAAUACAAUUGAAGAAUGGAAUGCUAGGAAUGAAGCAGCUCAGCUUGAUAUGGCUCGUAGGUCAUUAUCUCUGGGCAGUGCUGAGAAUGAUAUUAUGCAGGCUUUGAGAUUUGUCCAGCACCUCUGCCAAAAAAGUCGGUCAAAUAAGCAUGUUGUUCGUAAUGCGGAGCUAAUACCUAUGAUUAUUGAUGUGCUGAAGAGCAGCAGCCGCAGAGUUCGGUGUAAAGCUUUGGAAACUCUUCGAAUCGUAGCAGAGGAAGACACUGAUAAUAAGGAAAUAAUGGCUGAAGGGGAUACUGUCCGAACAAUAGUUAAGUUCUUGUCACAUGAGCAAUCCAAAGAGAGGGAAGAAGCUGUCUCUUUGCUGUAUGAGCUCUCUAAAUCUGAAGUUCUUUGUGAGAAAAUUGGUUCAGUUAAUGGAGCAAUUCUUAUAUUAGUUGGAAUGACAAGCAGCAAAUCAGAACACGUUUUAACAGUUGAGAAGGCUGAUCACACACUGGAGAAUCUGGAGAAAUGUGAGAAUAAUGUAAGACAAAUGGCUGAAAAUGGUAGAUUGCGGCCUCUCCUGACGCUACUCCUUGAAGGCCCACCAGAAACCAAACUUUCCAUGGCUUCAUACCUUGGUGAGCUGGUUUUGAACAACGAUGUGAAAGUCUUUGUGGCCCAAACUGUUGGCUCGUCGCUUAUCAAUAUCAUGCGGAGUGGUAACAUGCAGUCCCGAGAAGCUGCUCUAAAAGCUCUAAAUCAGAUCUCAUCUUGUGAGCCAAGUGCCAAGGUGUUGAUAGAGGCAGGCAUACUUCCACCUCUUGUCAAAGAUCUAUUCUUUGUUGGCAUGAACCAGCUUCCAAUGCGACUGAAAGAAGUCUCUGCAACAAUACUUGCCAGUGUGGUGAACUCAGGCUAUGACUUCGACUCUAUCCCAGUUGGAUCUGACCACCAAACUCUGGUCUCAGAAGACAUAGUUCAUAACCUUCUCCAUCUCAUCAGCAACACUGGUCCAGCAAUUGAAUGCAAGCUUCUCCAGGUUCUUGUUGGACUCACCAAUUCUCCCACAACUGUUAUAAGUGUUGUUGCAGCCAUUAAAAGCUCUGGUGCUACUAUCAGUCUGGUCCAGUUUAUUGAGGCUCCACAAAAGGAUUUGCGUAUGGCUUCCAUUAAACUUCUGCAGAACCUCUCUCCACACAUGGGUCAGGAACUAGCUGAGGCCCUGCGUGGCACAGCUGGUCAGCUUGGUAGUCUACUCAAAGUCAUAUCGGAAAAUAUCGGUAUAACUGAGGAGCAAGCAGCAGCAGUUGGCCUUCUGGCUGAUCUUCCAGCGAGGGACAUGGGCCUCACAAGGCAGAUGCUAGACGAAGACGCCUUUCAGUUAGUCAUCUCCAGAGUGACUAGGAUCCGGCAAGGGGAAACCAGAGGUAGUACUAGCCGCUUUAUGACCCCAUAUUUGGAAGGGCUUGUUCGUGUUCUUGCAAGGGUUACCUUUGUCUUGGCUGAAGAGCCUGAUGCGAUUGCAUUGUGCCGUGAGCACAAUCUUGCUGCAGUGUUCUCUGAACUACUUCAGGCCAAUGGGCUUGAUAAUGUACAGAUGGUUUCUGCCACAGCGUUGGAAAAUCUGUCCCAAGAAUCUAAAAAUUUGACGAAACUACCUGAGUUGCCAGCUCCUGGUUUAUGUGCCUCGAUCUUUCCGUGUUUUAGUAAACCACCUGUCAUAACUGGUUUGUGUCGGAUCCACCGCGGAACGUGUUCUUUAAAAGACACUUUUUGCCUAUUGGAAGGACAGGCCGUGGAAAAGUUGGUGGCCCUUCUAGACCACAGAAACGAGAAGGUGGUUGAGGCGUCACUUGCGGCACUUUCAACCUUGUUGGACGACGGGGUUGUUAUUGAGCAGGGGGUGACGAUAUUGUGCGAGGCAGAGGGAAUCAAGCCUAUACUUGAUGUGUUGCUUGAGAAACGGACAGAGAAUCUUCGGAGGAGGGCGGUUUGGGUGGUUGAGAGGCUUUUGCGGACUGAUGAUAUUGCAUAUGAAGUUUCAGGUGAUCCAAAUGUGAGCACAGCGCUUGUUGAUGCUUUCCAACAUGGUGACUAUCGAACACGGCAAAUUGCAGAGCGUGCCCUUAAACACAUUGACAAGAUACCAAACUUCUCUGGCGUCUUCCCGAACAUGGGUUAAACCUCUUCCGGAUGCUUCAUUCGCAACAGCAGUCAUGAAUUUGAGGACCUUUGUAUUUAUUGAUUAUUUUUCCCUUUUGUGUUGGGAAAGUUUUUGAGGUGCAUCUAAGGUCAUGGAUUGCGAAGCAUCAUGAUGAGGUAGAUGGGUAUUGCUCUGUUUUCUGAUUUGUUGUAGAGUGUUUUCAGAAAUCGUUCAUUUGUUCUUAUUGUUGUUUUUGUUAAUUUCUGUUUUUUUUUUUUUUUUUACAUGAACUGCAUAUGAGGUAUUGCCAGUGGGAUUUGGGAGUGAUAAUGUAAUAGUAAUUGUGUACAUUUUCUCGGAUGUUCAACAAAAGAUACCAUAAAUUGUGCAGUUUUUUCUUCCCAA